Messenger RNA from Aspergillus sclerotioniger CBS 115572, 3808 nucleotides. RefSeq names its product high-affinity nickel transport protein. Lineage: Eukaryota; Fungi; Ascomycota; Eurotiomycetes; Eurotiales; Aspergillaceae. The coding region runs from base 470 to 3808 and encodes 1112 amino acids. Gene Ontology annotation, molecular function: nickel cation transmembrane transporter activity; DNA binding; DNA-directed DNA polymerase activity. The transcript has 9 exons. Gene Ontology annotation, cellular component: plasma membrane. Gene Ontology annotation, biological process: DNA repair; nickel cation transmembrane transport. The record is from RefSeq and is a predicted model, not a curated record.
GGCGGUCGUCUUCCAAGGCAGAGCAAAGCAUCGGUUGCAUUUAUCUUCGUUGGUUGCUCAAGAUGCUAGGCGACAUAACUUGCCUCCUACUCAGUACUCACCCCGGGUCUCUCCGAUAAUCCAGCGUUGACCAACUAGCAAGGGGACCCUGUGGGGGACGACGACCGAUUGAGAUCCACUGCAGGCCUCGAGAAACCAGCCUUGGAUAGUCAAUGUCUUUGCAGUGGUCGCCAGUUCGCCAAUUCGGAUCCACCGCUCGGUUGGCAUUGAUAAUUCGCCCGUCUAAAUUUCUUAUAGUUAUCGCCGGCGUGCCUUAUCACGGGCUUCCCCUCCACGGCCCAAAAAAGUUGACGUUCCCCACGGCACAUCCCCGACCGAUGAUAAAUCCGCUACUUCAGCCACUUCAUCAUCAACCCAAUAAUUAGAACCGAAGACAAAUCCAGAGUCCCUGUGGCUGUCAUUCUCAACCAUGCGGGACUCGACCUCUCCCACUCCUGACCCGGACCAUGCAUCCGAGGGCAACAACCAGAACCAUGCGCCUGGUAGCAAGUGGAAAGUCAAGUCGCUUGUGAGGCAGGCCGAAAGAUCGCAUCGUCGAUUGCCGGGAAUCAGAAAGGUCCCUUUGCCUGCGAUCGUCAUUAUUCUAUUCAUUGCGUUGAUCAAUGUUGUCGUGUGGGUUGCUGCUGCAAUUGUCUUGCGUUAUCACCCAGCCUUGGUGUCCAAUGCUGUGCUGUCCUAUACUCUGGGGUUAAGACAUGCUUUUGAUGCGGAUCACAUCUCGGCCAUCGAUUUGAUGACCAGAAGAUUAUUGGCAACGGGCCAAAAGCCCGUCACUGUAGGAACUUUCUUCUCUCUUGGUCAUUCAACCAUUGUUAUUAUCACGUCCAUUGUGGUAGCAGCUACUGCUGCAGCUAUAUCCUCACGGUUUGACAGUUUUAGUACUAUUGGUGGCAUCAUCGGCACCUCAGUCAGCGCUGCUUUCUUGAUCUUGCUGGGCCUUAUGAAUGCAUACAUCCUAUACAAACUGUACAAACAGCUACAGAAGGUCAUAGACCUCCCAGAAGGACAAGAAGAUGAAAUUUGGAAGAUCGAAGGCGGCGGCUUGCUAUUUUCGGUGCUGAAGCGCAUGUUCAAACUCAUUGAUCGCCCUUGGAAAAUGUAUCCCCUUGGCAUAUUGUUUGGCCUUGGAUUUGACACAUCCUCUGAAAUUGCUCUUCUUGGUAUCUCGUCUGUCGAGGCUGCCAAAGGCACUAACUUUUGGGUCAUCUUGAUUUUCCCGGCACUAUUCACCGCUGGAAUGUGUCUCCUCGAUACCACUGACGGAGCCCUGAUGCUCUCUCUUUACGUACAGCCAUCGGCCAACUUCCUCCCACCAAAGAGUGAUAACUCCUCUACGGCACCACUGAUUGAUGAAGACCAAGAGGUCGAGCCAUCCAAGAACCACCGGGACCCGGUGGCAUUCUUGUACUACUCCAUUGUCUUGACGUGCUUAACGGUCAUGGUGGCAAUCGUCAUUGGCGUGAUCCAGCUGCUCACCCUCGUUCUGAACGUUGCUAACCCUACGGGGAAAUUCUGGGAUGGCGUACAGGUGGCAGGAGACUACUACGACGCCAUUGGUGGCGGCAUCUGUGGCUGCUUUAUCAUCAUUGGUGGUCUUAGUGUGGUUGUGUACAAGCCUUGGAGAAGAUGGAUUGCCAGGAGACAUGGCAAAACGAUUGUUACUGAUGUAGAAGGCUAUCGGGAUGAACCAGCCACUACAACACCUGACACGCCUAUUCUCGACGAAGAAAGAGACGACACACCUUCGAUCAGCUAUGUUGCUGACAACGGUGCACUGCCUCUACACUAUACAUGGGUAUCCAAUCCCAGUUUUUCAUCAUGCCCACCUGUCUUCGUCCUCCCGACUCACCUCAACCUGGAAUCGCUACACGAGAUAGAAGAGAGUCUGAUCAAACGAGACGCACGUCUAACCUACGAUAUAUCUGAAGCCAGGCUAGUCCUCGGGAAAAUCGGACAAGACAGACGAGCAGCUUUGGAACUGCGAUCUCGUGGAAUCUGGACUGAACCGAUCAGCAAGCCUGAACCCCCAAGGAAGCGACGUCGUGUCAAUGCGCAUAAAUCAGAGCCUGUAGGACAGGCAGACAUUAUCGACCUCAGUACAGAGACUGAAGAUGAAGAAGACGGCAUGAGAAGUCGACAUGAACUCUCGCGACAUCUCACUCAACCAGGAUCCACCACUAUCAACCCAUCGAACGCAUCAUCCAUCUCUUCUUCCGUGGCACAACCAGACACAAUCAGCGUCGUCAAACUAGACUGGCUGGACCAAUGCCUCAAGGCCCAGGAACUCCUCCCCAUCGACCCAUAUACAGUAUAUCUCGCCCGCCGAGUCACACUUCCUGCAGAAACCCCCAAACCAACCACCAUAUCAAGCGACAUCCUCCAACGAGCAAAGCAAGAUGCCGCAUCACGACCACCCACUCCUCCAAUCCGACACCAUCACCCCCGUACUCACGACUCUGCUCGCAACCCCCCGAAACUCUACCGAACCACCACCUCGGAGAACGACGAAACCGUCCCUCUCCCUCCAGCCCCAGACUGGGUAAAAAACCACGUCCUCUACGCCUGCCUCCGCUCCACCCCCCUCCACCCCCCCAACGAACCCUUCAUCAACCAACUCCUCAAAAUCCGGCAAAUCCGCGAACUUACCCUUGACGAGAUCGGCGUCCGCGCGUACAGUACCUCCAUCGCCUCCAUCGCCGCCUACCCCUACGAAUUCCGGCGCCCAUCCGAAAUCCUCUCCCUCCCCGGCUGCGACACCAAAAUCGCCAACCUCUUCCACGAAUACCAACACAGCCCAACAGGCACCCUCUCCGCCGCCACUCCCCUCUCCACCGACCCCACCCUUCAAAUCCUCCACACCUUCUACAACAUCUGGGGAGUAGGCGCCAAAACGGCCCGGGAAUUCCACUACUCCCGCCACUGGACCACCCUGGACGACAUCAUCGAACACGGCUGGUCGAGCCUCACCCGCGUGCAACAAAUCGGGGUCAAAUACUACGACGAAUUCCUAUCCGGGAUCCCUCGCCCAGAAGUCCAACAAAUCGCACACAUCGUAACCCACCACGCCAACCUCGCCCGCCCAACCCCCAAACAGGACAUCCAAUGCAUAAUCACCGGCGGCUACCGUCGAGGCAAGACCCUCUGCGGCGACGUCGACCUCAUCCUCACCCACCCGGACGAAAAGGUUACCAAAAACCUCAUCAUCGACGUAGUCGCAGCCCUCGAAUCCACCGGCUGGAUCACCCACACCCUCGCCCUCCAUCUCAUGAAUUCCCAGCGUGAUCAACAAACCCUCCCCUACAGAGCAAGUCACAGCACCACCGACUCCUCCCCAUCCUCCUCCUCCACGAUGAAAAGCUUCGACACACUAGACAAAGCCCUCGUCGUCUGGCAAGACCCAAACUUCAACGACCCUACCCCAACAUCACCAACAGAAUCCCCCCACCAAAGAACCAAACGAAACCCCAAUCCCCAUCGCCGCGUCGACAUCAUAAUCUCCCCCUGGCGAACCAUCGGAUGUGCUGUGCUCGGUUGGUCAGGCGAUAAGACCUUCGAGCGGGAUCUGAGACGAUAUGUGAAGAAGACUCGUGGAUGGAAGUUCGAUUCGAGUGGUGUUAGGGAGAGGAGUUCUGGGGGGAGGGUGGUAGACUUGGAGAGUGAGGGGGCUACUUGGGAGGAGAGGGAAAGGUUGGUUAUGGAGGGGUUGGGGAUUGGGUGGAGGGGGGCUGGGGAGAGAUGUACUCGUUGA